Molecule: messenger RNA, 2581 nt
Organism: Lucilia cuprina (Australian sheep blowfly)
Lineage: Eukaryota; Metazoa; Arthropoda; Insecta; Diptera; Calliphoridae
Product: U3 small nucleolar RNA-associated protein 14 homolog C
Exons: 2
Coding region: 131-2473 (780 amino acids)
Biological process (GO): rRNA processing
Cellular component (GO): small-subunit processome; nucleolus
Source: RefSeq, a predicted model, not a curated record
CUUUAUUUUCUUUCAUUCGUCAACAGAGAAUUGUCAAAGUUAGUUGCGUGUAAAUAACGUGGUGUCUGAAAAUAUUAAUUUUUGUGGAUUUUCUAUUGGAAUUGUUUGUUUUUUUAUUAAUUUAAAUAUAAUGAGUGAUGACGAGGAGCAAGUUAACACCAAAUCCCACAAACAACUGCUGCAGGCUAUCAGCAGUUUGGGUAAAACGCAACACAUAAGAAAAUCAACACGUGAUGAACCCAAAUUGCAGCAAGAUGAAUUUCAAUUGGUCAAAGCAGCUCCUGCGACCAAAAAAUCCCAACCGGUGGGAGUUAAUGAUAUAGUGCAAGUGCUAAAGGGUACUAAGAAGCAUUUAAAUGCGGGCAAACAAUUGAAAACUGUGGUUAACACUAAAAAGGUGUUGGACAAACCUUUGGAAAAACCAGCAGCCGAGAGAAUAAAACGUACCAUAGGCUAUGAAAAUGUUAAAAAGAAGUUGGCCAAAUGGGAUGCAGUGGUGGCCAAGAAUAGGUCGGCGGAAACUCAGGUCUUCCCUUUGAAAGGUGAAACAAUUUAUGUAAAUACCUCUCUUAAUCGCAAACCUCUGGAGCAAUCCGUUAAAAGCGAUUUAAUGAUGCAAAUGGAGGAAUUGGAGAAUAAAUAUGCCCAACUAAAACGUCAACAAAUGGGCGAUACCGAUGAUCCCCAAGAAUUACAACGUCGUGAGCAGGAGCUAUUGAAAAAGAAAAUGACCAAAGAGGAGCUUAUAGCUAAACGCAAAGAAUUGGCCUAUUUGAAAAUGCGCGAGUCCCAAAAAUCCGCCAAAGCACGUUUACAAAAUAAAAUCAAAUCCAAAAAGUAUCACAAACUAUUGAAGCGUCAAAAGAUGCAGGAACAAAUUAAACAAUUUGAAUUGUUGCAAAAGACCAAUCCCGAAGCAGCCUUGGAAAAACUAAAUGCUUUAGAAAAGUCAAGAGUUUUGGAAAGAGCCAGUUUGAGACACAAGAAUACGGGCACAUGGGCUAAGAAUUUGCAAGUAAGAGCAAAAUACGACAAAGAUGUGCGUAAAGAUUUGUCCGAACAAUUGCAAAUCAGUAGACAAUUGACCCAAAAGACACAGGAUGAUGAAUCGGACAAUGAAAAUAAGGAAAUUGAAAAUACAGGCAACUCUGUAGCAGCACAAGAAGAUGAGGAAAUGGAUUAUGAUCCUUUUAAUCCCUGGACUAAAGUAGGCAAAAACUCCAAUAAAGCAGCCACGGCAGAACAAGAAGAUAAAGCCAAUUGGCGUAAAUAUUGGUUAGAACGUAAUGACAAUGAAAAAAUGAUGGAAGAAUAUAAAAAACUACUAAAGGAUGAGGAAGAGGAACACGAAAGUGCAGAAGAAAAUGUAACAGAUGAAGAAACUACAGAAGCUCAACAAAAGGGAAAUAAGAAAAGUGCAAAGAAAACUAAAACUGCAAAGCUCACAAAGAAAUCUCCUAAAAUUGAGAAUGGCUGGGUGGUAGAAGAAAUAGAUCCUACGACCACUAAAUCUAUAGAUGAUAUAUUCGAUGCCCAGGAGGAUAUAAUUAAAGAAAAUUUAAGCAAAAAAUUAGAAAUUAUUAAAAAUAAAGCCAAAGAAUUAAAGGCUGGAAACAAAAAACAAAUCAAACGUUUGGGAAAAACACCCGAAGAUGCCUUAAAGAAUCUUAAAGAUUUGUCCUUUAAAAAUGAAGUUAAAAAGCCCAUAAUAGAUGAAGAACUAACCAAUGAGCUAGAUGAAAAGAAGGAUGAACUGGAAAGAAGUAAAAAUUUGAUAGAACAAGUAGAAAAAGAGGAUAAUGCUACUAAAGCCCUAAGCGAUACUAUAGAUCCUACUAAAUUGGCAGCUGUAAAAUUGAAACAGCAUGGCAUUGGUUAUGGCAGCAUUAAUGAAACCCUGGAUGAUGUCGCUAUGGAUGAGGAAGAUGAGUUAGAUGCCGAUGCCGAACAGCAAAUGACUAUUGCCCAGGCCUUCGAAGAUGAUGAUAUAGUGGCAGAUUUCAGCAAAGAUAAGACCAAGGAUUCUGAAGUUAAAGAUGCCGAAAUACAACUUUCCAUGCCAGGAUGGGGUUCUUGGGCUGGUGCUGGUAUUUCAAAAGAACAAAUGGAAAAACGCAAUAAACGUUUGCUGUUGAAAUUGGCACCCAAAGAAAAAAGACGCGAUGAAAACAAAGAUGGUGUUUAUAUCAAUGAGGAAGCUAGCAAACAAUUACGACAACAUUUAGUCUCCGAUAUACCCUUUCCCUUCACCUCUCUCAAGGAUUAUGAGGCCAGUAUAAGGGCUCCCUUGGGACGUAAUUUUGUCACUGAAACCGCCUUCCGUUUGCUGACCAGACCCUCGGUGAUAACACAAAAGGGUAAGAUUAUAGAGCCCAUGGAUGAAAGUGAAUUACUGAAACCACAACGUAAACUUAGAAACCCAGUAGAUAUAAGAAUUGCUAAAAUGUCCCAAGACAAAAAAACUAAAGCGUAGUUGGAUUUAUUUGUGUAAAAACAAAAAAUAAAUGAAAUGCUUAGAGAUGUUAUAGUUAUAAAUUUUAAUUAAAGUUUUUCAAUGAAAUCAAUAAAAAAACCUGUAAAA